AUGUCUCGAGCAGACAGGAUUCCCCGCUCAGAGUGGGACAGUAACAAGGAGCAUAUCCGCGCCUUGUACCUCGACCAGGACAAAUCCCUAGAUGAUCUUGUCACCUCCAUGUCCGAAGAGCAUGACUUUCAUGCCACUAUAUCCGAAAACUGGGCACCUGGAAUGAAGAAGUACUCCAGCAAGGAGGACUGGAAACACGCCGAUACCUUGAUUAGAAAACGCAAGGUCGAGGGCAAGGACACGGAAAUUUUUAUUAAUGGCAAGCUUGUGUCAGCAAAAAAGCUGAAAAAGGAGCUUGGGAGAUAUGCAUGGCAACAGCCACACGGUCAACAGUCCUUGGCUAAAGAUGCUCCUGAAGGAGUGAUAGCCCGCACGCCACCCUCUUCCACGAUGGCAUUCAUCGUGGGGCGUUCAAUCCCGUGGUUCCGAUUCCAGGAUCAUCUACAUUCCUUCAUGGCACGCAACUCCCCGAUGGAUCCAGGCCAUGGCGCUCUGAGACUGGUCAUAUCGCCAUCAGCGAAACAACUCGACAUUCUUCCAUUUUUGAACAAAGUCCUGAUUACCGCUUCAAGGACAAAAACUCUUUCCGAAGCCACUUCAAUCAUCGAAGGACAGAUGCCCCGCUCGCCUGACCUUGACGCUACAUCGCAAGUCGGUCGACAUGGCUCAGAUCCUUUGUCUCUAGCUCUUCAGUGGGCUGUCUAUCGCUGCACAAAUAAUCAUCUAAGCUCGCUUCAAAUCGAUGAGUUUUUAGGUUUCAUAGCGGAAAGCGGAAACCUCGCAGCGUUGAAGGGAAUCUGUCGCAUGCCUGGGCCGACAACCAAGACUCUGCUGUCAAAGCUUCUUCCAAGCGCUAUCCGCCUUCGGGACUUCGCACUUGCUAGUUUUCUUCUUGAUCAGGGGGUCGAUCCAGAAGCCAGACACUCAGAUUCGUCUUUCUCCAGUAUUCUUCAGAAGGCAGCAAGAGAUCACAACGAUGACGUCGUGCAGUUAUUGCUUGAGCAUGGUACCAAUCCCGAGGAUGCCAACAAGGAUGGCUGCACCCCUUUGCAGUCUGCCCUAAUGGAACCCGGAGGACUUUCUACUGUCAAGCUACUUGUCCAAGCUGGAGCAGACGUCAAUCCGCCUUCUCGUGGAUAUUACGAGUCAUCUCUGAUGAUGGCAGUAGCCCAACUAGACAUGGAAGCUGUCAAGUUUUUGAUCGACGCUGGCGCAGAUCCCAACCGGGGAGACAGGUUACACUAUUUGCGCACGAUACGGCACAUUUCAUGUCUACCUCUAGCAGCGGCAGCCCGCCUAAACACGAGGGGUGGCAUAACCAAAUCGAGCAAGCAAAGUCAAAAUCGUUGUCAAAGGCAGAUCAUCGACUUGCUUCUACAAGCAGGAGCUAACGUCAACGCAAUCCCUUCGUGCGCACCUAGGGAUAGCGCCGUGACAGCGAUGCAGGCCGCUGCCGAAUCAGGCAAUUUCGAUAUUUGCAGUUUAUUUAUCUCUCACGGGGGGGAUAUCCAUGCCCCGGCCAUAGGAGAGUACGGAAUGACAUGUCUCCAAGCCGCAGCAUUCUCUGGGAACGUCGAUAUCGUCUAUCUGCUUUUGGGCAUGGGAGUCGACGUGAAUGAGGCUGGUUUGCACGCGGCAGCAUCUUCCGGAAACAUGGAGCUCGUCAACCUUUUCCUAGAUAUGGACGCCAAUGUCAAUCAACAAACCCCAAAGACUGCUCUUGAGGUUGCUAUUGAUGCGGGCCACAAUGACGUUGUCGAGAGAUUGCUAGAUGCAGGUGCAGAUGUCAACCAAAAUCAUCGCUUUGGGUCCGCACUUUUCAGUGCCGCCAGGAAACAAGACGCCAAAUUGGUUGGCCUCCUGAUGGCCCAAGGCGCUGAUCUAGAACCUGUUGGUUGUCAUGUCAGCCCUCUCAUAGCAGCCAUCGAGCAGGAAUGGGCGUAUGGCGCUCGACUCCUCAUACAGGCGGGAGCCGAUGUGAACAGGCCAUGCACCAAGCCAGACUUCUACAGUCUACCAGAGUAUGUGCAUCGGGAUCAGACAGUGCCACUUGUAGAAGCUGUCCUUACAAGGGAGGUCAAGUUUGUCCAGAUGCUUCUUGACGCUGGGGCAAAACUCCAUGCCCAUUCCUCUCGUUGCCUUGAGCUUGCUAUCCAAAACCGCUCCAACGACAUAGUCCGACUUUUGCUCCAGAAUGGCGUCAACCCCAAUCAAAUUUUCGCGGGCGAGGAAGCAGUCACUCCUAUCCAUGCCGCGAUCAUAGAUAAGGACGAAUUUAUCGAGACGGAUGUCUUGAAAACAUUGAUUGAGUUCGGGGCCAACGUCAAUGCUUGCUCCGAAAAGGGGUACCCACUUGAGAUCGUCUCCAAUGUAAUGUUGGAUCUGAGCGAGCUCGGGUGGAAUGUUCGGAACCUUGAAGAGGCCCGAGACAUUCUAUUGCGAGCCGGUGCUGAUCCUAGCUUGUUCAACAACGACUGCAGCGAACUACAACUUGCCGCCAAAAAGGGCGACAUUGCCAGGGUCCAGUCUCUCAUUUUGAACGGAGAAGACGUUAACGAGCCAGCAAAUGGCAAACGUGGUGCAACAGCCUUACAGUAUGCCGCAAUGUAUGGUCACUUGAAUAUCGCCAUGCUGCUAAUCGAGAACGGAGCACUCAUCAACGCUCCAAAAGCAGGGAUUGAUGGCCGCACCGCGCUCCAAGCUGCCGCAGAGAACGGGAGACUCGAUAUCGUACACCUUCUCCUAGAGCAUGAUGAUGAGCUAGGCUUAUUGGAGGAGCGUUGUUUUGACGCGGCCGAAUAUGCCGAGGAGGAAGGCCAUAGGGUCAUUGCACAAAUCCUGCGGGAAUGGAGGAGAUCAUGA
Molecule: messenger RNA, 2862 nt
Organism: Fusarium falciforme
Lineage: Eukaryota; Fungi; Ascomycota; Sordariomycetes; Hypocreales; Nectriaceae
Product: Clr5 domain-containing protein
Exons: 4
Coding region: 1-2862 (953 amino acids)
Molecular function (GO): protein binding
Source: RefSeq, a predicted model, not a curated record